UCAGCGCAAACUGAAACCUUCCCCGGAGACAAAACGAGAACGAUCCCCGCCACAGGGGUUCGAGCUGCAGCGCACUCGCACUCAGGAUGGGCAACUGCGGCGUCAAGGCGCGUCUCCUGUCGGUGCUCGACUACAAGACGGAGAAGUACAUCGUGGCCAAAAACCACUGGGUCGGACUGUUGUACCGGCUCUUCCAGUUGUUCAUCAUCGGAUACCUCAUUGGGUGGGUCUUCAUCAGCAAGAAAGGAUACCAGGAGACGGACGAGGCCAUCCAGAGCUCCGUCAUCACCAAGCUGAAGGGCGUCUCGGUCACCAACACCUCCCAGUCUGGUUUGCUGGUCUGGGGGCCCGAGGACUACGUCAUCCCCGCCCAGGGAGAAGCCAAUCUGUUUGUGGUCACCAAUUCCCUGGAGACUCACAACCAGAAGCUGGGAUACUGUGCCGAGAGUCCCAAGGUGCCAGAGGGGCGGUGUGCAGACGACCGGGACUGUGAGCCGGGGAGGAUCCUCAUGACUGGACACGGAGUGACCAGCGGCCGCUGCGUGAGGCGCGAGGGGAAGGCGCCGGGCACCUGUGAAAUAUUCGCCUGGUGCCCAGUGGAACAGGUGUUUAAACCAAAACGGCCCCUUCUGAUCAACGCGGAGAACUUCACCAUCUACAUUAAGAACUUCAUACAGUUCCCCAAAUUCCAGUUUUCAAAGUCCAACGUCCUCGACACGUCUGAUGAAUCCUAUCUGAAGAAAUGCCGAUAUGACGAGGCGCUGCACCCGUACUGCCCCAUCUUCCGGCUGGGCGAGAUCACCAAGCGGGCGGGACACAACUUCCAGGACAUGGCCACGUUUGGCGGCUCCAUUGGCAUCAUGAUUCAGUGGGACUGUGACCUUGACAAAGGUUACUCUAACUGCCACCCAAAGUACCACUUCACUCGCCUGGACGUCAGCCCCUCCAACCACACGGUGGCCGUGGGCUUCAACUUCAGACACACCCGCUACUUCAGAGACGCAGCUGGGGAAAGUUACCGCUCUCUGUUCAAAGUCUAUGGAGUGCGAUUUAACAUCAUGGUGCAUGGAAAGGCGGGGAAAUUUAGCAUCGUACCAACAGUGAUCAAUGUCGGGUCAGGCUUGGCUUUGAUGGGCGCCGGUGCUUUCUUCUGCGACAUGGUUCUUCUGUACCUCAUCAAGAAUGGAACAUCGUAUCGGCAGAGAAAGUUUGAAUCAUCCAGACACUCGAAGCAUCAAGCGCAUGAAGAAGUGGACGGUAAAGAGACGGAGGAGCAGAUGUUUUGAACGGAAGGGAGCAGCCUCCUGCUCACACUCUCAGGCAGCAACGGCUGGUUUUCAAGUCACAGCCCAGAUUUUUGUACGUCACAGGAGCCAAACCUCCUCGUUGUUAUUGUGUGCUUUUUAUUUUGCUUUUGUACAGUAGCAGUUUCCAAUGACAAGUGAUGUGUUUCCUCCAUGAACCUUCUUGACUACCUCUCUGAUCACAGCCCUGGAUUCAUCAGACUGUGAUGGUUAGUUAUUCAGGUCCCUUUCUGAACCUGCAAGCUUGAAAUGUCAGUGGAUUCUUGAAAUAUCUGAGUCAUAUACAGGAACCUAUAAUCCAACCGUAUGUGUGUGUGUGAAGUGAUCGGAGCUGCUGUCUCAUCUGUGACCUCUCUUAUGUACUUGUUACGCCUCGACCCACAUUUCCUCUGUCAAACCAACCUCAGUAAAUACAUACACAACUCCGCCUGCUCUUUAGCCAAAUGAUAUCUUUGUCUGAAGAGUAUUGUUCGUGUACCAGAAGCUGAUUGGGUGACAUCUCGACAGACAUCACCAACAACAGUGAUGCUGGCUUUUAGAAGAA
Molecule: messenger RNA, 1848 nt
Organism: Synchiropus splendidus (mandarinfish)
Lineage: Eukaryota; Metazoa; Chordata; Actinopteri; Syngnathiformes; Callionymidae
Product: P2X purinoceptor 5-like
Exons: 12
Coding region: 87-1286 (399 amino acids)
Biological process (GO): response to ATP; monoatomic cation transmembrane transport
Cellular component (GO): plasma membrane; nuclear inner membrane
Molecular function (GO): purinergic nucleotide receptor activity; extracellularly ATP-gated monoatomic cation channel activity
Source: RefSeq, a predicted model, not a curated record